Messenger RNA from Vigna unguiculata (cowpea), 3938 nucleotides. Its product is annotated as receptor-like protein EIX2. The record is from RefSeq and is a predicted model, not a curated record. Gene Ontology annotation, molecular function: protein binding. NCBI's taxonomy places the organism in Eukaryota, Viridiplantae, Streptophyta, Magnoliopsida, Fabales, Fabaceae.
ACAUACUAAUAGUUGAUCUUCACGGUGAUUGGUUUGCUAUGGAUGAGUUUUUUCUCGGUGGCAUCAUCAGCAAGUCACUGCUAGAGUUGCAACACUUAGAGGUUUUAAACCUCAGUUGGAAUCGAUUUCAAGGUAUUCAAGUACCAUAUUUCAUUGGUUCUCUAAGAAAUUUGAGAUACCUUGAUUUGCCAAAUUCUGGUUUUGGUGGAAGGAUUCCAAACCAGUUUGGUCUUCUUUCACAUUUGAAUUACUUAAAUCUUGAAGGGAAUUUCCUGGAGGGUUCGAUCCCUUGUCAACUUGGAAAUCUCUCCAAGUUGCAACAUCUAGAUCUUAAGGAUAACUCUUUAGAAGGAAAUGUACCUUCUCAACUUGGGAAACUGUCAAACUUGCAUAAGCUUUAUCUUGGAUAUGGUGGAGCGCUCAAACUUCAUGAUGGAGGUCUUUGGUUGUCUAAUCUCACCUCGUUAACCCAUCUUGACUUAAGUUUGAUGGCUAAUCUUAAUAAUUCUCAUAGUUGGCUGCAAAUCAUUGGAAAUUUACCAAAACUCAGAGAAUUAAGCUUGUCUGAUUGUAGCCUUUCUGAUAAUUUCAUCCAUUCAUUGAGCCCUUCAAAGCUCAAUUCUUCUACUUCCCUUUCUGUCUUUGACCUCUCCUGGAACAAGUUUACAUCAUCCAUGAUAUUCCAAUUGGUGUCAAAUAUCAGUUACAAUCUUUUGAGCUUGACCUUUAUGGUAAUAACCUCUUGGAGGCUCCUGCAUCAAAUCAUUUUGGUUUGAUGAUGCAUUCUCUUGAACGACUCGAUCUCUCCUCUAAUAGACUCAAGGGUGAGGCGUUAGAAUCCUUCAUGGAUAUGUGCACCUUACAAUAUUUAAACAUAUACGGAAACAAUAUGACUAGAGAUCUUUCAUCAAUUGUUCAUAACUUAUCUAGUGGUUGUGUGAGGCACUCAUUACGAGAGUUGUACCUAAGUUACAAUCAAAUAACUGGCUCCUUACCUGACUUUUCAAUAUUCUCCAAUUUGAAAAUAUUGGAUAUUUCUGUGAACCGGUUGAGUGGAAAGAUACCUGAUAGUAGCAAAUUUCCACCUCAGUUGGAGUCUUUAUCAAUUGAAUCAAACUCAUUGGAAGGUGGUGUUCCAAAAUCAUUGGGGAGCACAUGUACUUUGCGUUUGUUACACCUAUCCAAUAACAGUUUCAAUGAAGAGCUUCCACUGAUAAUCCAAAACUUGUCAGGAUGUGCUAGAUCCUCGCUGCAAGAGUUAGAACUGAGAAUGAAUCAAAUCAAGGGUACACUACCUGAUUUCUCAACAUUCUCUUCUUUAAAAACUUUAUCUCUAGAUGAAAACAAGCUAAAUGGAAAGAUUCCCAAAGAUAUUCAAUUUCCUACUCAGCUGGAGACUCUCAAAAUAAACUUGAACUCUUUGGGAGGUGUGAUGAGUGACUCUCAUUUUGCAAACAUGUCAAAGUUGAAGUUGUUGGAUCUAUCAGACAACUCAUUGGCUUUGGAAUUUAGCCAAAACUGGACCCCAACAUUUCAAUUGGGUUACAUAGGGUUGAGAUCUUGCAAGUUAGGUCCAACUUUUCCUAAAUGGUUCCACACACAAAAUGACAUUGAAAUUCUUGACAUUUCUAACUGUGGAAUAUCAGAUUUUGUUCCGGAAUGGUUUUGGGCUAAGGUUGCAAUACAAGGAAUGACAAAAAUGAAUAUUUCAUUCAAUAACCUCAAAGGUACAAUUCCAAAUUUUCCCUUGGAUGUUACUCCUCAUUUUGUAGUCCUCGCCUCAAAUCAGUUUGAAGGCCCUAUUCCAUCAUUUCUUAGGGGAUCAGCAUUUCUUGAUCUAUCUCAAAAUAAAUUUUCAGACUUUUCCUCAUUUAUUUGUGCGAAUGGGACAGUUGAAGCUUUAGGCCAACUUGACCUUUCAAACAACCAAUUAUCUGGACAAAUUCCAGAUUGUUGGAACCAUUUCAAAUCAUUGGCGUAUUUAGAUUUGAGUCACAACAAUUUUUCAGGAAUGAUUCCUACUUCAAUGGGAUCACUUGUUGAACUUCAAGCAUUAUUACUAAGAAACAAUAGCUUAACCAAGGAGAUCCAUUUCUCCCUAAGGAAUUGCAUAAAGUUAGUAAUGCUUGACUUGGGAGAAAAUAGAUUAUCAGGAACUAUCCCUUCUUGGAUUGGGGAAAUAUAUCAAGAUUUGCAAAUAUUAAGCUUGAGAAAGAAUAACUUCUAUGGAAGUUUACCAGUUCAACUUUGUUAUCUACAGGGCAUUCAGCUCUUGGAUCUCUCACUGAACAAUCUAUCUGGAAGAAUUCCCAAAUGCUUCAAAAAUUUUACUUCAAUGACUCAAAAGACUUCAUUGAUAGAUUAUACACACCAGGGGUAUUUUGUCAGCCUUAGAUCGAUUGGACAGUACAUGAACUACUAUGAUUUGUAUUCAUUGUUGACAUGGAAAGGUGCAGAUCAUAUAUUCUUAAAUAAUGAGCUAUUGCUUCUGAAAAGUAUUGAUCUUUCAAGCAACCAAUUAUCAGAAGAAAUUCCAAUGGAGAUAGAGGAUUUGUUUGAGCUUAUCUCAUUAAAUUUAUCGAGAAACAAUUUGACAGGAGAAAUUCCCUCUAAUAUUGGAAGGCUAACCUCACUUAAAUUUCUUGAUUUGUCAAGAAAUCAAAUAUGCGGUUCAAUUCCCACCAGCCUUACCCAAAUUGAUCGGCUUACCAUGUUGGAUUUAUCUCAUAAUAAUUUAUCAGGGCAAAUCCCAAUUGGCACUCAGCUACAAAGUUUUGACGCUUCAAGUUAUGAAUAUAAUUCCAAUCUUUGUGGGAAACCACUUGACAAGUUGUGUGUUGCAGAGGAACCACCACAUGAACAAAAUGUUGAAUCAGACGAAGAUGGGAAUUUCCUUAUCAAUCGUGCAUUUUAUGUGAGUAUGACACUUGGAUUCAUUACAGGCUUGUGUGGAACCUUUGGCUCCAUUCUGAUCAGUUGUCCUUGGCAACAAGUAUAUUUUAGGUUGUUGAAUAACUUAAUCGACAAUAUCUGUCGCAUGAUAAUAAUAAAAGUCGCCAAAUGUAAGAGGUGGAUUAGAGGCUAGUUGGUAAUAUUAUCUUAGUCAUUCCAUAUUUACUUGUUUUUUUCCUUUCAAUAGCAGUUAUAAUAUAUGUAGACUUUAUAUAUAAUGUAUAAUAACGGGUUGUAUUAAUUUUACGUAUAUUUUCUAUAUAUUCACUUAAAAAUGAAUUUAAUUUCAUUGCAUUAGUUAGAACCAAAUGUGUAUUCCAUUAAAGGGUGAGAGGAACCGUGGACAAAGCCACUGUGAAGAACAACUGCAACAUAUUUGAAAAGGAAUGAAAAGAAAAUUUAGAUAUACAUAAAAAAAUGACUUAAAACACACGAAUGGAAUUGAAGGACAAUUAUAAAUAAAUAAUAAAUAAAAAUAGACAAACAACAUAUAACUGAAAACAUAAAAUGGAAACACAAUAAAUUGAUAUUCGACAAACCUCUAUAACCAUGCAAAGAUAUAAGGCGUCAAAAAGCCAAAAGAUGCAAGAAAAUCGAAAUUUGAAAUUCAAAAUCCCUAAUUUAGAGUUGCAAAAAUUCAAAAACCCUAAUUCAAAAUCACAUAUGGCAUGACAAUAGAAAUCGAAAAUCGAAAAUUAAUAAAUAUUACACCACUGGUACAAACGAUCGACAGAAAUUCACAGAGCACUACAAAGCAGAGAUUAGCAAAACUGAGAAAGAAAUAGGGAAAGAAAGUUUAUCUGUAAUUCCUGAUGCAAAAUGUGUUGAACGAAUGCAACCUCCAAUGCAAGCCUGCAAUCCAAAUCCAAAGCGAAAAACCCAAAAAGCGAAAUGAAAAAAAUGGGAAAUCGAAUUUAAAACAUGCAAAGAUAGGUACCAUAAAGAAAUCCAAUCAUACAAAAGGACAUCACGGAGAAAGGGAGAAA